This is a messenger RNA of Bradysia coprophila, 1801 nucleotides long. RefSeq lists its product as uncharacterized. Lineage: Eukaryota; Metazoa; Arthropoda; Insecta; Diptera; Sciaridae. The record is from RefSeq and is a predicted model, not a curated record.
UGGAUUGAAAGUGUCGCCUCGUAUAAUUCCACGGAUAUAAAUUUACAUUUUUUCGGUAAUUAAUUACUUUGAAAGAACAUUAACAUUAGUUCAAUUUUAAUACGAAAUGUCUCUGUAAUAUUUUCUUUUUUAAACAAAAUUUAUAUGACGCAGAACACACUGUCCCUGUAACAUAUUUCGACAUGUUCGAACUCUAUAAUUUGAUCGCAGUUUUUGUGCUACAUUGAAAUUUAUUAAACAAUAUCCAAUUAACACAAUUUGUGCUAUGAACAAAAUUCAAAUGUGAAAAUUCAAGUAUAAAAGGAAGAUAAUUUUUGCGAAAGACUUUAGUCGAUAUAUUUAGAGACACCUUAUUCACUAAAAAUGAAGAUUUUUAUAGUGUGCUCGAUUUUCUUUUUGCAAGGAAUUUCGGCAGCUCCUGGUUUACUUUCAAACCAAAUUUCUCAGUAUGGCAUAAAUGGAGAUUUGGAUCAGGUCGCCGUUGUUUCAAACAGCGCCGAUCAAAAUAUUAUCGCCGGAAACGCCAAUCAGCUAGCAGCAUUAACUAGAUUUAGAGAAAACUUUAUUUACGGAAAUGCAAACCAAAUCGGAGCACUAAAUUCCAAUAUUCGCAACUAUAUCUUUGGAAAGGCGUUCCAAUUAGGAGUAGCAAAUUUCCUCAAUAGAAAUCCACAUAUUGAAGGCCCCGUAUCUCAAGUUGGAGUAGCAAAUUUUGCUGAUAACAAUAAUAUUAACGGACCUUUCUUCGAAACAGCAGUGGCAAAUAUUGCUACUGGAAAUUCCGUUGCAGGAGCAUCAAAUCAAUUAGGUGUAGCAAAUAUCGCCUCUAGAAAUAACGCAAAAGAAUUUACUCAAGUCGGAGUCGCAAAUCUAGGUCUGGAAAACAAAAUCUCUGGUACAUCUUUACAAGAAGGAGCUGCAAACGUGCAAAGUGGAAGCGAAAUUGGAGGAAAUUCACUUCAAUAUGGAAAGGUUAAUGUGAAUUUCAACAACAAAAUCGCAGGCAAUUCACUUCAAACUGGACUUGAGAACUUUGGAAUUAAAAACCAAAUUGAAGGAAAUCAUGCCCAAGUUGGCUUCGGAGACUGGGAGAUCGGAAGCACCAUUGGAGGAAAUUCAGAUCAAUACGGAGUUGGAAUCUUGGCUUGGGGAAAUACAGUCGGUGGAAACGCGAAUCAAGUCGGAGUUGGCACUUUGCAAGGAAAAAGCAACAUCAAAGGAAAAUUAGAACAAGUUGGAGCCGUUAAUUUGAACUUCAUCAACGAAAUUAAAGGAAACAACCAAAUGACCGGAGUUGCAAACAUCGGUUCUGGUAACAAUAUUGGAGGGGACGAUACAGCUGUCGGAGCUGCUAACGUCAUCCUUAACAACAACAUCAAAGGAAAUCAAAAACUAACAGGGGCUAUCAAUGUAGCGUCAGGUAAUAAUGUCGGAGGACAACAAGAUUCUAACGGAUUAGUUAACCUGGGAAUCAACAACGAAUCGGGAGGCGGUCAAAACAUGAAUGGUCUUCUUAACAUUGGCUCGGGUAAUUCAGCAGGAGGCAAGAAAACUAUGAAUGGACUGGUCAAUAUUGGAUCAAAAGACACUGAAAUGAGUGGACUUCUUAAUGUGCCACUGACAAAAAAAUAAGUUGAACGCAUAAAUGGGCUCAAGGGCAUUGCUCCAGUAACACCCGGAUCACUUUACACAAAGACCCCACCAGCAUGAGCGAAUUAUAUAAAAAAUCUGAAUUGCUUUCGACUCUUCUUUUAAAUGUAAUAUCUUCUGCUUGAAAUAAAAGCGUUUUGUUCAGACUCAG